Batrachochytrium dendrobatidis JAM81 is the source of this 1866-nucleotide messenger RNA. RefSeq lists its product as uncharacterized. Gene Ontology annotation, cellular component: nucleus; mitochondrion. The transcript is spliced from 14 exons. Gene Ontology annotation, molecular function: DNA binding; DNA ligase (ATP) activity; ATP binding. NCBI's taxonomy places the organism in Eukaryota, Fungi, Chytridiomycota, Chytridiomycetes, Rhizophydiales. Gene Ontology annotation, biological process: DNA repair; Okazaki fragment processing involved in mitotic DNA replication; DNA recombination. The record is from RefSeq and is a predicted model, not a curated record. Bases 1 to 1866 code for a protein of 621 amino acids.
AUGACAAACAGGCUGAUUGUUUUUAUAUUCAGACUGGAAAUUCAAUCUAUUUUGUCAAAUUUCUUUCGCGAGGUAAUUGUAGCAUCUCCCGAUCAGCUUAUCGAAUGUGUCUAUCUGUGUAUCAAUCGAAUUUGCCCAGAAUACGAAGGAAAAGAGCUUGGUAUUGGCGAAUCACUACUUAUCAAGGCGUUGGCUAAUGCAUCUGGACGAGACGCAAAAAGUAUCAAGGCUGAGAUUGAUCAAGUUGGCGAUCUUGGCAGUGUGGCACAGAGCAAAGGAUAUCAAAAAACUCUUUUCAAGCCAAAACCAUUGACUGUCACCUCUGUGUUCAAAACUCUUAAAGAAAUAUGUAACAUUUCUGGCCAAUCGUCUCAGCAGCGCAAGAUUAAUAUUAUUCAAAAAAUGCUGGUUUCAUGCCAGGGAUCAGAAGCCAAAUAUCUCAUCAGAUCUCUUGAAGGAAAACUUCGGAUUGGACUUGCCGAACAAACUGUGUUGACAUCACUUGCUCAUGCCUCUGCACUAAACGAAUCAACUACUAUCAAGAUGUCUACUGAAAAAAAGGCUGCACUUUUGGCCGAUGCUACUGUAAUGAUCAAAAGCGUAUAUAGUGCUAUUCCCUCGUACGAUGCGAUUAUCCCUGUACUUUUAAAGUAUGGUUUUAAAGAAUUGUCUACCCAUUGCCAUAUGACUCCAGGUAUUCCAAUGAAACCAAUGCUUGCGCACCCUACAAAAAGUUUAUCUGAAGUGCUGGAUAGAUUUGAUGGUAUGGCGUUUACUUGUGAAUACAAGUAUGAUGGAGAGCGUGCACAGAUUCACCGACUUGAGGAUGGACAAGUGAUUAUCUAUUCACGCAAUUCCGAGAAUCUUUCUGGAAAGUAUCCAGAGGUGCUGGAGCGAAUUCCCAAAGUAUGGCAUUUUUAUGACUGCAUGGAAAACAUCAAAUCAUUUGUACUGGAUUGUGAGGCCGUGGCUUGGGAUGUGCAGAAAGAGUGUAUAUUGCCAUUUCAGGUUCUGAGUACCAGAAAACGAAAGGAUGUUAAAUCAGAUGAUGUUCAAGUACAAGUCUGCAUUUUUGCAUUUGAUUUGCUGUAUCUUAACGGACAGUCUAUGAUUACAGAAACGCUAAAGCGCCGACGAGAGCUUCUUCAUGAAAAUUUCGUUGAAGUAGAUGGACAGUUUCAAUUUGCCAAGCAUAUGACAUCAAACAGUGUAGACGAGAUUCAAAUAUUUUUGGAUGACUCGAUCGUUGGAAACUGUGAAGGAUUGAUGGUCAAGACGUUAGAGAAAGAAGCAUCGUACGAACCUAGCAAGCGGUCGCGUAACUGGCUCAAGGUCAAAAAAGAUUAUGUUAAUGGACUUGGCGAUAGUUUAGAUUUGGUAGUUAUUGGCGGGUUUAUUGGUCGUGGCAAACGAACAGGAUGGUAUGGCGGAUAUCUCUUGGCGUGUUUUGACCCCGAUCGAGAAGAAUAUCAAACCAUUUGCAAAAUUGGAACUGGGUUCUCUGAAGAAGCAUUGGCUGAGCAGGCCGAGUCAUUCAAAUCUCACAUUAUUUCAAAACCAAAACCUUACUACAGAUUUGGAGAUGGACCCAACGUGCGUCCUGAUGUGUGGUUCGAGCCUACACAGGUUUGGGAGAUCAAAGCAGCUGACCUAUCUAUCUCGCCUGUGCAUCAAGCUGCAGUUGGUCUUGUUGAUCCACAAAAAGGAAUCAGUUUGCGAUUUCCAAGAUUUAUUCGGGUUAGGGAUGAUAAGAGUCCCGAACAGGCUACAUCUGCUUCACAGAUAGCGGAAAUGUACAAUGCUCAGAACAUCAAUACCAACGAAGCCAAUGACAAAAAUGAUGAUUUUAUGGAUGACGAUUUUUGA